Messenger RNA from Patella vulgata (common limpet), 3999 nucleotides. RefSeq names its product radial spoke head 10 homolog B. Lineage: Eukaryota; Metazoa; Mollusca; Gastropoda; Patellidae. The transcript is spliced from 20 exons. The record is from RefSeq and is a predicted model, not a curated record. Bases 50 to 2614 code for a protein of 854 amino acids.
ACUCAUUAUCUGCGGGACUGAACACUAUUUUGUUGACACUGGAUUCAACAUGGCAACGAAGGAAAGCAAGGGAAAAAAAUCUAAAGAAAAUGAUAAGAAAAGUGGGAAAAAAAGUGAAGAACCAUCCCUUACCGAAGAGAAAAAAGAUGAAACACAGUCCCUUGCAACCGAAGAAAAUACACCCUCUGAUCAGACGCCAGUCGUUGAAGCUCCAAUGGAAACUCCAAAAAUUCCCACUCCAGAACCUGUUUAUGAAGAACCUAUUUUACCCAAAUUGAUAAUAGAAUGCUUUGCAGGAGAGUUGGUGAAAGGACAGUACGAUGGUGAAAGUUUUGCUCAAUUUAAGGGAGGCCACACUUACAAGGGUCUGUUUUCAGAGGGAUUAAUGCAUGGUAAAGGUACAUAUACAUGGGCAGAUGGAGUUGUCUAUGAGGGUGAUUUUUGUCAUAAUGAGAUUACUGGUAAAGGAACUUAUACUUGGAGUGAUGGCAGUACGUAUGAAGGUGAUGUCGUUAAAGGUAAAAGACAUGGAAUAGGUAGAUAUAAAUGUAGCAGAAACAGACUAUCAUAUAUUGGACAAUGGGAUAAUGGCCAACGAAAUGGAAAGGGUCGUAUGGAUUACGAUAACGAGGGUAAAUCAUUCUAUGAUGGUGAUUGGAUGAAUAAUAUCAAACAUGGCUGGGGUUCACGUCAAUACCCAUCAGGUAAUACGUAUCAAGGGAUGUGGUUUAAUAACGUCCGACAUGGCGAGGGAACCAUGAAGUGGUUGGACAAAGAUCAGAUUUAUACGGGACAGUGGGAGAAUGGAAUUCAGCAUGGUAUGGGACAGCAUAUCUGGUUAUUGAGAAGAAGUCAUUCGUCCCAGUACCCACUGAGGAACUUAUAUGAUGGGGAGUUUGUCAAUGGUUUACGACAUGGUUACGGAUCAUUUAGAUAUGCUAAUGGAGCAUCAUAUGAAGGAUACUGGAAAAAUAACAUGAAACAUGGAAAGGGAAAAUUUACAUUUAAAAAUGGUCGUAUAUAUGAAGGUGUGUUUGAGAAAGAUCAUAUUGUAGAAUAUCCUGAUUUUAAUACUGAUGGUGCCAGUACUCCAGAUAUAACACAGAUACGAACACGAACUCCUCUCCCUUCAGAUAAUGCUAGUGUCCACAGUAAUGAAAGUCGUAAUACUAUAAGUCCUAGUUUCCAGCUAGAGAUUGAUGAAUUACUUAAUGAGUUCGUAGAAACAGAUCGAGAGGAUGAAGUUAAUCAAGUGAUGUAUGUUAUAUUAAGACACGUUACAAGUUUAAAGAAGAUUUAUACAUAUUAUAGUAACCUAGGUUACGAGGAUAAUCUAGAUAAUACUUAUAUCAUGAAUAAAAUGCAGUUCUGGAGAUUUUUAAAAGAUUGUCAACUUCACCAUAAGCAUCUAACAUUAAUGGAUAUGGACAGAUUACUUGGCUUGUGCUAUCACAAGGCUAAUUAUGAACUUCACAAUCCGUUUGAAAGAAUUCUCCAGAGACAGUUUAUUAAUUAUAUGAUAAUUCUAGCAUAUCAUCUUUAUCAUGAAGAAAUGGAUGUCGAGGGUCCUGUAUUGUCAUGGUGUAUGUCCAAACUUAUUACAGAAAACAUUCUUCCAAACGCUUGUAAUGUAGCAGGUAAAAUAUACAUAGAAACAAGAAGAGCUGUCAAUGCUUUAGUACAUUUAGAUCAAGCUUAUGAAGUUUAUCAAACAGUUUGUACAGCCAGAAAGCAUUUACCAAAAGAACCGGCAAUAAAGAUGAGACAGUUUUUAUUUAUGAUGAAGGAUUUGAAACUGAUUAACAGUGAUUUAGAUCCACAUGGUAUUAUAACAGUUUUAUCUAGUGAUGAUCCAGGUGUGGCCGAUACAGAAGGUUGUUAUAAUCUGGAACUCGAGCUGACAUUUUUAGAAUUUUUUGAAGCGUUAAUUGGGUGUGCUGAGAUAUAUGUAACAGAAGCUGUGGUGAAAGAUCCGGCUACGCCACGUCCUAGUACAGCGUUAACACACGAUCACAGCAUGUGUUCAAUAACAGGAGCUCCAUCUAGAUUAACCAGUCAGGGUUGUGUUGAUGAUGGAGCAGAUUCGGUUCAGCCAACACCACAACUUGAAACAUCAUCAGGAGUUGCCUCCCCUACUAGAGCUCAAUCUUCCGUUGCCACAACUAAAACGGGUGAAAUAUCCAAUAAAACACUGGAUGGCCAUCAACAAUCGUCUAACAAUAUACCUGUUGAUGGAACACAGAAUGUACCAAAUGUUCUUGAUACUUCUAAAGAUAUUCAGUUCAUGGCUGAUCAACAGAAAUCCGCUUCGUUUGUUAGUACCCAUACUACGGCUACAGAUGAUAAUCAACAGUUAAUGCAGAGUACCGUGUCAAUUGGUGGACAUACAGAAAUACCGAUUGAUGAUGUAGAUAGAGUGUCACCAGACGGCGACGAAGAAGAAGAAUUAGAUGAAGCAACGCGUCGUUUCAACUUCUGGACUCAUCAAAUUCAUAUUUUCUUUGUCAGAAAGUUUUUGCCGGCAGCAGAUCGUAUGGCCACCAUCAAGAAUGCUGUUGAUAGUAAAGUUUUAGAAGAAGCACGACAACGUUCGGCAGCUUCUUAUCACCAUUAAUGGCAACUAUUUUAAAACAGCCAUUCUGUUUGGGAUUCCAAGUUCAGACAGAGUAUAUUUCUAAAUAAUAAAGCUGGAUGUCUCUGUUUAUCAAAAUAUGUAAUUAUUUUCACAUCAGUCCAACUUUUGGGGAUUCAAAAUUCAAUGAAUACUUCGAAGAAAUUUGGUGUCCUCUGUUUAAUUAUUUUCAUCUUUGUGGGUCGAGUGGCCGAAGGGUUUUACGCGUGCGAGUAAGAUCUGUCAUUGAGUCAAGUGGAUUUGUAUCGAUUCUCCACUUGUACAUGACAAGGAGUAGGUUCACCUGUCCAACCUCGUGGGUUUUCUUCGGAAUCUCUGGUUUUCUCCCACAGCCGAGUUAUUGAAAUAAAAUUGAACCAUAUGUUAGUCCCGAAAUGACCUAGUUUGUGUCGGUGAAAGUUAAACCCAAUCUCUCUCUCUCUCUCUCUCUCCUUCCCUCUCUCUCUCCCUCUCUAUCCACCAAUAUAGUGUUGUAAAUCCUAUUUCAAAUCAGUCCCUUGUCCUACCUUGUGGGUUUUCUCUGGGUCCUCCAGUUUCCUCCCACUGCUAAAGACCCCUACGUGCAAGGUGUUGUAAAUCCUAUUUCAAAUCAGUCCCUUGUCCUACCUUGUGGGUUUUCUCCGGGUCCUCCAGUUUCCUCCCACUGCUAAAGACCCCUAUGCGCAAGCAAAUUAUUGAAAUAAAACAUUAAACCAUAUGUUAGUCCUGAAAUGACCUAGUUUGUGUCGAGUGGACCGUAAACCCCAUUUUUCUCUCUCUCUCUCUCUCUCUAUUUCAAAUCAACACAGGGACAUAUAUGGACAGUUAGGCCAUAACCAUUUGAACUUUUUAUUUUAGGCACACAUUUAUCCUUCUUUCUUGCUGGGUUGGGGGGAAUUAAAAGCAUUGUUUUGGAGUUAAAGUUGAAUUUCAAUCCCAAAACCUGAGGGCUUUUGACAGUGGGUGAAUUUAUGUGAACUCUUCUAAUAAUGGUUUUUAUUAACAACUGUCAAUUUGAGUUCGGUAUUGCACAAAAUUUUAAUUUAUUAUUUGACUAUUAGUGUGUGAAACAUUUCUUAAUCCACGGAAAUUAGUUAUUGGUCUUAGGAAUUGUUGAAAAUUUAAACAUUCACUACUAAAUGACAUUUUGUUUUGGGGUUUUGAAUAUCAUGAUUUUUAACCCUGGAUACUGUCAUAUUAACCUUUGAUUCUGCAGCCAGGAUAUCUAAAUGUAAACGAUUUUAAAGCAGAAAACAUAACUAAUAUUUUUAAGUUAGUUUAAGAUAAAGAAUAUUUGGUAUUUAUUAAAAUCUGUGAUAUUAUUAUUGUGGUGAUAUUUAUAUAUCUGAUCAUGUUAUCUAUAAAAAAAUAAAGUAUUAUUAGAUAUU